AUGGGUCUCGUUGCAAGCAACCUCUUCAACUGGCUCAAGGGCGACAUGCAUGCCCGAGUAGUCAUGGUGGGCUUGGAUGCAGCUGGCAAGACAACAAUUCUCUACAAGCUCAAACUGGGCGAAGUCAUUACGACCAUUCCCACCAUUGGCUUUAAUGUCGAGGAAGUGCAAUACAAGGGCUUGUCCAUGAACGUCUGGGACGUGGGAGGCCAGUCAAAGAUCCGGCCACUCUGGCGCCACUAUUACAACAAUGUUGAUGCCGUCAUCUACGUCGUGGAUUCGGCUGAUGCAGAGCGUGUGGAGGAAGCCCGUGAGGAGCUGCAUGACAUGCUGAAAGACCCGGCACUGCGUAACACCUGCCUGUUGGUGUAUGCCAACAAACAAGAUGCUGCCGGUGCGCAAGCAACCGCGGCUCUAGCGGAGCGGCUGCAACUGCAUGGCCUUGGAAGCCGACAGUGGUAUAUUCAGCCAACCUGUGCCCUCAAAGCUGAUGGGCUCUAUGAAGGGCUCGACUGGCUCUCACGUACCCUGCGGACCCGCAAGUAAAGCAGACAUUCAAUGCCACCUGCUUUGGCCGUCCCUUUUCGUGUCUUUUUUUUUUUUCUUUGUUUUGUUUUGUUCGCAUCAUUGUUUUCGAAAGCCGAUGCAAUUGGCCGUGCCAUGCAUCGACUUUCAUGUCUGCUAUGUAACCUCUUACUUGCUUUGUGUGGGUGAACGACGUCUCAAUCGUAUUUGCAAGCUUG
Messenger RNA from Monosiga brevicollis MX1, 743 nucleotides. RefSeq lists its product as uncharacterized. The transcript has 4 exons. Bases 1 to 546 code for a protein of 181 amino acids. Gene Ontology annotation, molecular function: GTPase activity; GTP binding. Gene Ontology annotation, cellular component: cytoplasm. Gene Ontology annotation, biological process: vesicle-mediated transport; intracellular protein transport. The record is from RefSeq and is a predicted model, not a curated record. Lineage: Eukaryota; Choanoflagellata; Craspedida; Salpingoecidae.